GCAGGAGGUGGGCUCAUGAGUUGUGGUCCAAUUUUACUGGGGAUAGCUGUAUUUGUGAUGUAUGAUAGUUACCCCCUAGCACCCUACUAUUAGGAGAUUAUUCAGUCCACGUUCCUAUCGGUUUUAGCUACCACUGGUAGACGGAGACAUAUUUAGAUGUAUGCUUGUGGUAUUGUUUUCGUAGCUCACUACGCUUUAUGACAGUUAUGGUACUCAUCACUGCAUUCUCUACCAGAAAGUUGGUUGGCUCUCUUUGAUGUGACUUAGUUCGGUUGAUACAUUGCUAUUUUUUCAUUUAUAAAAGGAAGUCAUUUUACAAAAAAGUCCCACCGUACCUAACAUCAUUACUCAACUUUAGACAAAUGACUUGCUAUACACCCGGUCUCAGUGAUGGCUAACUCUGGAAAUUCCUUUGGUCUUUACGGAGUUAACUGAAAGCUGAUUUGCCUUUCUUUCACCGUAUUUGUGGAACAAUUUUCUAAAUGUGAUUACAUUUGAUGUUUUGGUGCAUCUAGGGCAAUUCAGAAAGUUAGCCGAUUGAGGAAAUUAUUACUGAUGAACGUGUUUGCUUGCAGUUUAUAUUUAUAUUUUGAUGCGUGUAAUUUAGGUCUCAUCUGUAAAAGAGAGCUCUGUCUCAGUUUGACUCCCUGAUAAAUAUAGAUAAAACUUAACUUUAUGUGACGUCUGAACUCCAGUCCGCCUACACUAGUCGCUGCUGCUCAACUCCAUUGUAAAUCGUGGAGUUGUUUUAGUCGGCUUGUUAGUGCAUCCAUAGCUACCUCAGCACGUCCACACAAGGCAGCGGGAGGCGAGGCGGAGUUGGCGGCAUUCAGAUGCAUCACGAUGUCAGCGGUGGCUCCCCUGCAGUAAGCAGACAAAGGUUAUGCUGCCCAAAAGCUGUCUGAGUCCAGGUGAGAAAGAAAAGGGCUAAAGCCACAUCGCUCCCUUACCCCGUUAGCUCUCCAGACAGAGCCACAGCACUUGCAUCCAUCCCACAGUGAAGAGGAGCCAUGAGCAACUCCAACACACCCAGCAAUGUCACUGACGCCAUGGAAUCAGUCAUCCACAACCCGGAGGCGCCGCCAGCCUCAACCCAGCAAGGGGCGCAGCGGGCGGAUGAGGAGGAUGAAGGGGACCUGAACAAAGCCCUGGGAGUCCAGAGGUUUCAGCAGAUCAUCAGCCCUGCCCCCAGGAUCCCUGACGAGCAGCACCGCACCUACAGCGAGGAGGACUUUGAGUACCACCGUCACUCCUCACACCACAUGCACCAUCCCCUGUCCAAGCUGCACUUCGAAGGGAGGAGGAAGAAGAGCGGCAAGAAGAAAAAGGAAAGCGACCGCAAGGACAAUUCAGGCCCCACCAGCAGCACCACUAUUGAGGAAGGAGAGGAUGAGGAAGAUAAUGAGGAAGAGGGUGGAGAGAGCCACACCCAUCUCUCUGAGACAUAUUGUGACACCGUCAAAGAAGAUGUACAGUUUUUUCUGUCAGAUGAAGAUCACCUGGCCACACCUACCACAGACAUACCCUGCCCUGCCCGAGGGCUGGAGGUUGUUCCCCAGUCUGCCGUGAGCACUGUCCCUGAAGAUGCCACCUCCACGGAAAAGCCCUGUCCGGCCUCGUCCAGCAGUGACCCAUCCGACCCCACCCCUCUUAUCCGCGUGGCCAGCCGCAGCUACGACCUGCAGGAGCGCCGGUGCACCGGCAACAUGACUGGCGCCGAGCAGGCUAAGUACGAGCGCAUCCCCACGGACGAGAGCGAGGCGCAGACACUGGCCUCCGCCGACCUGGAUGGGAUCAAAAGCCAUCGUUUUGAGGAUGUCCCUGGGGUACGGAGACACCUGGUCAGAAAGAGCACCAAAGGCCAAGUGGUGCAUGUCGGCAAGGACCACAAGGAGCCCUGCACACGCAGCCAAAAAAAGGACCGGACCCCACAUGAGGUGUUUGUGGAGCUGAACGAGCUUAUCAUGGAUAAGAACCAGGAGAUGCAGUGGCGGGAGACGGCCCGUUGGAUCAAGUUUGAGGAGGACGUGGAGGAGGAGACCGACCGCUGGGGCAAACCCCACGUGGCCUCGCUCUCCUUCCGCAGCCUGUUGGAGCUCCGCAAGACCAUCUCCCACGGGGCGGUGUUGUUGGACCUGGACCAGAAGACCUUGCCUGGCAUUGCCCACCAGGUGGUAGAGCAGAUGAUCAUCUCAGACCAGAUCAAGGCUGAGGACCGCGCAAAUGUGCUGCGAGCCCUGCUGCUCAAACACAGUCACCCAAGCGAUGAGAAGGAGCACAGCCACAACCCCUUCCCCAGGAACAUCUCGGCGGCCAGCCUGGGCAACCUGCUGCCCCAGCAACACAGCUCCAACCACAUCCACCAUCCAGAGCCCUCCGUCACAGACCCCCUCAUGGGCUCGGCCAGCACAGGGGAGCAGGAGACUCGUAUCGACAUGGAGAAGAACGACCUGCAGCAGAAGGAGUCUACUCCAAAUAUCGGCAUACACAGGUCGAAGUCCAAGCAUGAGCUCAAGCUGCUGGAGAAGAUUCCAGAGAAUGCUGAGGCCACUGUUGUCCUUGUGGGCAGCGUGGACUUCCUGGAGCAGCCCACCAUGGCCUUUGUGCGGCUGCAGGAGGCGGAGGAGCUAGACUCUGUCCUGGAGGUCCCAGUGCCAGUCAGGUUCAUCUUUGUCCUGCUGGGUCCCCCCAGCACCAACAUGGACUACCACCAAAUCGGACGCUCCAUCUCCACACUCAUGUCUGACAAGCACUUCCAUGAGUCGGCCUACCUGGCGGACGACCGCCAGGACCUGCUCAACGCCAUCAACGGCUUCCUGGACUGCAGCAUCGUUCUGCCCCCCUCCGAGAUGGGCGGUGAGGAGCUGCUACGCUCCGUGGCACGCUUCCAGAAGGAGAUGCUUCGCAAGAGGGAGGAGCAAGGAGCCCUGCUGGCCAAGGAGCCCAAGAGCCAGAAGGAAAAAGAGGCCCUCCUCUCGCCCGGGAAGCCGGGAGACGACCCCCUGCAGCGUACUGGACGCCCCUUCGGAGGCUUAAUCCGAGACGUGAAGCGCCGCUACCCAAAGUACGUGAGUGACUUCAAGGACGCGCUGAACGCCCAGUGCGCUGCGGCCAUCAUCUUCAUCUACUUCGCUGCCCUCUCCCCCGCCAUAACCUUCGGAGGCCUCCUGGGUGAGAAGACUGAGGGUCUGAUCGGUGUGUCUGAGCUGAUCGUGGCCACAGCUGUGCAGGGUGUUCUUUUCUGCCUCCUGGGGGCCCAGCCGCUCCUGGUGGUGGGCUUCUCCGGACCCCUGCUCGUCUUUGAAGAGGCCUUCUACUCUUUCUGUAAGGGGAACGGGAUAGAGUACCUGACGGGCCGGGUGUGGAUUGGCUUCUGGCUCAUCGUCAUCGUGGUGACGACAGUGGCCUUGGAAGGUAGCUUCCUGGUCCGCUUUGUCUCACGCUUCACCCAGGAGAUCUUCUCCUUCCUCAUCUCGCUCAUCUUCAUCUUCGAGACCUUCUCCAAGAUAGGCAAGAUUUUCAUGGAGCACCCACUGCAGCGCUGUUACCUUGACAACAGCACGGCGGAGAACGCAACGAUGGAGAAUAGCACCCUGGAGCUAUUGCUUGGCAACAGCACUAUUCCGGUGGUGUCGGUGAAGGUCCUAGGGGAACCCAACACAGCACUGCUCUCCCUUGUACUCAUGUCUGGAACCUUCUUCAUUGCAUUCUACCUGCGCAAGUUCAAAAACAGUGCCUUCUUCCCUGGCAAGCUCCGUAGGAUUAUUGGAGAUUUCGGGGUCCCCAUAGCCAUCCUCAUCAUGGUCCUAGUGGACUACAGUAUACGUGACACUUACACACAGAAACUGAGCGUGCCCAGUGGCUUCUCUGUGACCAGUCCUGAGAAGCGUGGCUGGGUGAUCAACCCACUAGGCAUGUACACCCCGUUCCCCAUCUGGAUGAUGUUUGGCAGUGUGCUGCCCGCCCUGCUGGUCUUCAUCCUCAUCUUCAUGGAGACACAGAUCACCACUCUGAUAGUGAGUAAAAAGGAGCGGAUGCUGGUGAAGGGUUCUGGCUUCCACCUGGACCUGCUGGUGAUCGUAGUGCUGGGCGGCACCUCUGCCCUGUUCGGCCUGCCCUGGAUGGCCGCUGCCACUGUGCGCUCCGUAACGCACGCCAACGCCCUCACUGUCAUGAGUAAGGCGGUCGCCCCCGGCGACAAGCCCCGCAUCCAGGAGGUCAAGGAGCAGCGGGUUACAGGGUUGCUGGUGGCCAUCUUAGUAGGCCUUUCCAUUGUGAUCGGAGACCUGCUGCGUCAGAUCCCCAUUGCUGUGCUGUUUGGCAUCUUCCUCUACAUGGGCGUGAUGUCACUCAAUGGAAUCCAGUUCACCGAGCGCCUAAUGUUACUGCUGAUGCCCCCCAAGUACCAUCCUGACCACACCUACGUCCGCAAGGUGAAAACGCUGCGGAUGCACCUGUACACACUGAUCCAGCUGGUGUGUCUGGCGGCGCUGUGGGCCGUCAUGUCAACCGUGGCCUCUCUGGCUUUCCCUUUCGUCCUCAUCCUCACCGUCCCCGUCAAGAUGUUCCUGUUGUCGCGCAUCUUCACCACCCGUGAGAUGCAGUGUCUGGAUGCUGAUGACGCAGAGCCCGUCUUUGACGAGAGAGAGGUCCAUGAUGAAUACUCAGAGAUGCACAUGCCUGUGUGACCCACACCAUAAUAUACCUACCAACCACUGUAUUAUUCUGUGUCCACACCAUUCUGCCAAUCAAUCAACCAGCCAAUGAAAUGCCUGCACUGUUGGUACUGGUUUCCAUUGCUUUAACCACACCUGACCAAAGGGUUAAGAUGUCGCAUGCAGGCUUUGGUCUUCUGAGACCCAGCUCUGUCAUGGAGGGGUUUAAGAUCACUCAUAACCCCCUGUCAAUCUCAUUCACUGGGACAGAGUUCAAUUGAGUGACAUAAGUAGAUUCAACGUUCAGGUGUUCUCAUGAUGACACACCGCUGGAAAUGGGGACACAUUAUAAGGGGGAACUUCCUGUCCUAUGAAGGGGUUAGGGGUUGUAACCCUUCAGAGAGCACUUUGUGGCAUUAGGUAUGAAUACAGACUGAAAGGUCCAAUCGGUUCAGCAUAUUUAUUUUGUUCAUCAUCCAUGUUUCAGGGGUUCAAAUCCAGUUGUGUGUUUAUAGAUGUGUAUUUUCAAGGUUUAUUCCAGUGACCGUGUAUGGUAGGUAGUUUAGUACACAAUGAUUCAUUUUUCAACCCUGACAGGUUGUGCUGAUUCACAUUGAAUGUGCGGAGGAUUAUAUAUGGGAUACAUUCCUUGAGUCAAUAUAUUUAACAUAUUGUGCUUUCACUUUGUAUGUUUAGCUCUUUUAGCUCACUAAGCGCCUUAUGAAGGACAUGAUGGCUGGACAGAGAAACCUAAUUAUGUUGCUUUUGUUUUUAACAGCUGUUCCUUCAAGAGCACCUCUAAGCCCUCUGCACUUUUUAAGGCAUAAUAUUGAAUGUUUUAUAUUUUACUUAGUGUCUAUCAAACACUAUGCUGUGUAUUUUUGUAUAAAAAAAAUGUAAGAUGCCUUAGAUUUUUCUCUCCCGGCAAUUCCAUUAGCUAAAAAGGAAGGCGUGUGAAUUUAUGUUUCCAAACGAUUGCAAAGGGGACACAAACUGCUCCAACCUCAGACUGAUAUUAAGGUAGUGUUAGCCCGGUGGUUUUACCAAUAGUCAUUACAACACUGCUCAGCAAUCACAGCAGUCUUGUGAAGUCGUGAUGAAAUGAAAUGUGCGUAUGUUAUUGUGUCGUUUAUUUCCUUUCAUCCAUUCAUCAUCCUCCUCUAGUGUUUAUGCUGCCAUUGUGGUGGCUAAAGUUUACCAGCAGAGGGAGACGAAAUGUAACCAAAGUACACAUUGUAGUACCAAAUGAUUUUAAAGUACUGAAUGUGAAAUAACUCCCCAACCAUUUCUUUUUCGUUAGCAUUUCCUCCAUAAAAGCUGAAAUGGGAUCACAUCUCUAAAGUGCUCCACAAUCUCAAGACCUUUCUGAAGUACUGUCUAUAUACACUAAACAUCGUGAUACUUUCGCCAAGUACAGUAAACUUCUUGUAGUAUUGUUCUAAUAAGGACUAAAUAUGUGAAACUAAACAGCUCAUCUAAAGUAUAUCCUGCUGAAUUCCUUUCUGAAAGUUAUCGACAUGCAUCUAUUGGGCUCACCUUCACCUUUUGCAUUCUCACUGUGUAUGUUAAAGUGGUCUACCUACCAGCAUAAAGCUAGUCAGUAUUUUUUUGGGGGGGGGCACUAAUCUAUUUGUAUUUUCCUGUGUGUGAGUGGUUUUAUUUCUUACCAAAUCUCGGCCAUUUAAAACGUUUCAAGUUUGGUCAGAACUAUCAAAUGUGGGUGUUAUCGCACCUGUUACUUGCCACCAGGUUUAUGAUGUUUCCGAGAUGGGCAAAGUGGUUCAGCGGGUCAAGACCAUUCUCUCACAACAUUCCAUUUUAAUUAUUUUUUUUUUAUUUCAGGUAGUAUUAGUGAUUAUUAUAAAAAUUAUCCAAAGUUUUUAGAUAGAAGCAAAUGCCUUGUCUAAAAUUCCUAAAUGAUACUGUCGACGAAAUUUCUGUGUAGGCAACCUCCUUAGUGUCACCCAUGCCAGGGUAAUCUCUUGUGGAAAGACUACGUAAACAUAAAUCGUAGAUCUAUCAUGAUAGAACUGGAUGUGUGAGAUCUGCAGCAUUAGUUCCAGUGCUUGGGUUUUUUGUCACUGGUUAUUUGGACAAAUCCUGAUUUUUGCAAGGCGCAUAUUUCGGAUGGAGCAGGGACUUUUGGCUCAUAUACUUGCCUGUAACUUGCAAAGAGAAAGGGUAGAGUUCUUUUGUUUUCGGUUCUGAUCCUCGUUCUAUCUCUUCUCUUAACACUUAUGGACCCAGAUCUUAAUUGAACAUCUGACCAAUUACGCACGACUUAAGUUCUGGGUUUACUAAGAUUGAUGCCAGGGGAAUGGCUUGAAGCCUUUUUAAAGAUGUUGUUUCUAAUAUAUACAGAUGUCUGGAGUUAGACCUAUGAAUAUACUUUUUUUUUACCUGAAAUGCAGUCAUUGAUUGAAGACUGGACCUCAUGUCUGUCUUUUGUUCUUUCUUGCCUCUUUAUUGUUUCUCAAGCAAGGGGGAGGCCGAAGACCUCACUAAUCCCCUUCAGACCAACUCCUUAACCUUUUUUUUUUAAUCCUUUAGUGUGUGUACUUUACUGUAUUUAUACUUGGGAUAUUGCCUUUCAACAGUAAAAGUUCAAAAAUGUCUCUUUCUGUGCACCUCAACUAAGCUAUACUUGGCUUCAUAUUCCCACGGUCUAUGGCUACAGGCAGCCCAACUCUGAUCUUUUGUUCAACUAUUGGCAAAAAAGCUGAUCUGAUUGGUCAAAAGACCAAUAAGUGGAAAAAAUAUCAGAAUCCGGCUGCCGGUGUAAACGCAUUCGAAGUCCUUUAUUUGUGCCUGAAUUGAUCUACAGCUGCACGUGAAUGUAUAUGAUGUAUACGAUAUGUGAUUGUGACACUCAGAGUAGGAGUGAUGAUGGGAUCAGAUUUCCAUUUUAGAUCCUACUGAAUAAGAUAUGAACAGAGGGGAUCUGAUCCUAGCACUCCUACUCACUCUUCAUGAAUACAGGUCCUGAUCCCCCACAUGUAUUGCAAUGUGGCACUAUGUGUUUUGAGUGCUUGAAGGGUGUUGUGCAGAUGUUUUGAAAGAUGUUGCAGUAAUUGAUGACCAUGGACAAAAUGGUGGUGUGCAAAAUAAGUUGUUUUGUUUUUUUAAUGGAAAACGGUAUGGAUGGAGGGAAUGUGUUCUGUACAUGAUUGUCAGUGCCCAAGGAAACAUUGCUAUAAUGCAGUUCCAUUUUAAAAGAAAAACAAAGCAUUCUGGGUGUUCAUUGCUUAUGUUCAGUGUACAUACACUACCGGUCAAAAGUUUUAGAACACCUACUCAUUCAAGUGUUUUUCAAGUUAUCUUUAUUUUCACUAUUUUCUACAUUGUAGAAUAAUAGUGAAGACAUCAAAACUAUGAAGUAACAUGUGGAAUCAUAUACUAACCAAAAGUGUUAAACAAAUCAAAAGAUUUGUCAAAUAGCCACCCAUUGCCUUGAUGACAGCUUUACACACUCUUGGCAUUCUCUCAACCAGCUAUACCUGGAAUGCUUUUCCAACAGUCUUGAAGGGGUUCCCACAUGCUGAGCACUUGUUGGCUGCUUUUCCAUUCACUCUGCUCCGACUCAUCCCAAACUAUCUCAAUUUGGUUGAGGUCGGGGGAUUGUGGAGGCCAGGUCAUCUGAUGCAUCACUCUCCUUCUUGGUCAAAUAGUGCCUACACAGCCUGGAAGUGUGUUGGGUCAUUGUCCUGUUGAAAAACAAAUGAUCGUCCAACUAAGAUGGAAUGGUGUAUUGCUGCAGAAAUGUAUUUUGAUCUAACACUUUUUUGGUUACUACAUGAUUCCAUAUGUGUUAUUUCAUAGUUUAGUAAAAAAUAAAAAAAAAUAAAAAAACUUGAACUUUUGACCUGUAGUGUAAAUAGUUAAAAUAUUGAUGACAAAUAAAUAAAGACCAAUUUCGAUUAAACAUCA
Messenger RNA from Oncorhynchus keta (chum salmon), 8582 nucleotides. Its product is annotated as anion exchange protein 2-like. The transcript has 24 exons. Bases 1011 to 4688 code for a protein of 1225 amino acids. Lineage: Eukaryota; Metazoa; Chordata; Actinopteri; Salmoniformes; Salmonidae. Gene Ontology annotation, molecular function: solute:inorganic anion antiporter activity; monoatomic anion transmembrane transporter activity. Gene Ontology annotation, biological process: transmembrane transport; regulation of intracellular pH; monoatomic anion transport. The record is from RefSeq and is a predicted model, not a curated record. Gene Ontology annotation, cellular component: plasma membrane; basolateral plasma membrane; apical plasma membrane.